AUGGCCAUGCGCCCAGACAAGCCUGGCGUUCAAAUAUUUCGGGUGUAUGAUCCUGAACCCGACAACCCUGUACAUGCAAGGGAUAUUAUGGGGUUUUCAGUCACCGGCGCGUCUCAGAGGCGAUGGAGCCUACCGCCUUGCCUGUCUUGCCCCCCUCGCCUUGCGCUCCCGUUAUGGAACAAAUAUCCAGACAGCACCAACGGCUUAAGCGACCACGACAUAUCGACAUAUCUGAUCGACAGUUCACUAUGGACAGUUUGCCAUGAGUCCAGAUCUAUGAUGAGAAGGGUUUUCGGGGUAAACGACGCGUCCAACCAGCGCCGCUUGGGAUCAGCAACUGCCCAUUACCUUUCCGGUAGUGCCCCGUCAUGGAUCACAAUUUUCCCCAAGAAUGACCUCAUUGUCUUGCAAUUCGAUGACAUGUUCAAAUUCAAUUGGAUCCAUCUACUUGAUCUGUUUCAUACAAAAGCGUGGUCUUUUGGCGGUGUUCUCAACCUAGGCAUUGAGUACGAUGUCGAGUGGGGCAUAUUUCACAGUGAGAGGGAAUUGUUCCAUCUCGCUUCUUGCAGCUUAUUUGUUAACAUAUGGCUAAUCGACCACAACUUGAAACGGCGAGAAGGAACUCCUCCUCAGAAGGACAGCGUCGAAUUGGAAUACGAGAAUCCGGUUCUCCAUGCACCAUUCUAUGCCAACGACAGAAAGUUCCUUAGAGUCAAUCUCGAGCAGGAAGAUGACUGCAUGGACCAUUGGAGGUAUUUAAAGGUACUAUCUGAAGACUACAAGGAUUCUUCCAUCCAUUUUGCGAAUCAACUUCGGGAGGAGGUCUGGCUUCUCAAUCGCGAUAACUUUCUUGCUCCGCCUUGUUCAGUUGGUUUACUUGGAUGGGACGAUAUUUAA
This is a messenger RNA of Fusarium proliferatum ET1, 897 nucleotides long. RefSeq lists its product as uncharacterized. Bases 1 to 897 code for a protein of 298 amino acids. The transcript has a single exon. NCBI's taxonomy places the organism in Eukaryota, Fungi, Ascomycota, Sordariomycetes, Hypocreales, Nectriaceae. The record is from RefSeq and is a predicted model, not a curated record.